GUAUUAAACUCUGUGGGUGAGAUUUUAUUGCCAGUGGGACACUUAGUUAUUUGUAAGCUCUUCGAGUUAAUUCUUUCUGUACAGUAAAUUCCAUGGGUAUGGUCUCCUUGUAAAAUAAAGUGUGGAGCCUUAGACGAGUAAGCUCUGCAGACUCAGUGCCUCCAUCUCCUCUCUUUCCCGGUGCCGGCGGUGGCACGGUGCGGGUGACUCGGUUGUGCUGUCCUUGGUCACUCUUUCUGAGCACCAGAGCCUGCAGUUGCACGAGUUCCACGGAAAGCCAAGUGUCUGCUACUCACAUACGUGUUGACGAACUCAUUCUAGGAAUUAAUUUUUGUAACUUUAUCAAUUUUCCAACACCUGGAGACUCCUACUUUCUACCUCGUAUAAAAUUUCCUCGGCUUGGUACUGCAUCGUUCAACAACUAGGGAUGUGUUUCCGUCACCUCUCACACCCCGCUCGGCAGGAGGAGUAGGAAUGUCCACAAGGAGGCCCCAAGAACCUCGAGUCAUGAACCGAGCCCCGAGUGCCGCUCUCCGGCAGGUCCGCCCCACCGGCGCCCCCGGCCAGUUGCUGAAGUAAAACUUCUAUCCUCCCCAUGCUAACUGUUGACAUGGAAAACAAGGAAAAUGGCUCUCUGGAUGUCAAAAAUUCAGUAGAGAAUGGGAGACCUCUGGAUCCUGCUGACUGGGCUGUUACCGAUGUUGUGAAUUAUUUCAGAACAGCUGGAUUUGAAGAACAAGCCAAUGCUUUUCAGGAACAGGAAAUUGAUGGCAAAUCAUUACUGUUGAUGACAAGAAAUGAUGUACUGACUGGACUUUCAUUAAAACUGGGGCCUGCGCUGAAAAUCUAUGAAUAUCACGUAAAACCUCUACAGACACAACAUCUAAAGAACAACUCUUUAUAGCUAACUGUCUAAUUGGGGUCAUGCUGUGCCUCAAAGGAAAAAUAAGCAAUUUGGUUUCAUGUGAUGGAACUUUGUAAAGAGAGAAUAUAUCUAUUAAGAGUUUAAACCAAAUUAGAAUAUAUAUCCUAUUGGAUAGAGCUGGCAAUAUACUGUAUACUGAGUCUGAACUGAGAGAAGUGGUGUGUAUUUUUUACAUAGUACAUAAUGAUUUUCUCUUUUAGGAAGUGUCAAUGAGCAUGUUGAGAUAGCUACAUCACUGUAUCCAGAACAAAAGGGAGGUAUGUCAUUCUCAUUUUUGAGCCAGACAUGUUCUUGAUUUCAUUAAGAUACCAAAAAAUUAAAUAAAAACAACCCCAAAGUUUACAUGCAUCUUUAGAGAGAGGAACCAAUCAAAGUAGGUUUUGGUUUACACUAAAGACCUACUAAAAUUAUUACUACUUAUAAUUUCAGGAUGGGACUGACACUUGCCAAGUCACCCUUUUUUGCAGAGGGUCCUAUUUUGACCUUAUUAAGGUUUACCCAUGGUAUGCUGCAAUGUUUAAAGCUGUACAUAGAACUAACAUAACUCCUUCCAUAGCAGAAGGUGUUGCUGACAGGUGAAACUGGGUUGUGUAUUUUUUGCUGUCCUUUAAAUUUUCAGCUUUUCACCUGUUUUUAAUAGUAGUCCUAUGUAAAAUAUAGUUGGUUUUUAAAGGUUUGUGUUGCUUUGCAAACAAAAAAGCUCCAUUUUAUUCCUUUUUUAAUUUAUGAUUGUUUUCUAACAUUAUGCAGAAAUUUGUAAAAAGUAAAAUUCUGCACAUUUUUAAUAUUGUCUGUCUUUGGUGUUGUAAUGAUUGAUUUUUUUUAAUGCUUUACUUAACACUUUGAAUACUGGUUUUAAGAACUGAAAGAAGCUGUCUUGUCACCAUACAUCUCUGUUAAAAGAGAGUCAUGUUCAAUCUGUUUGUACCGGUUCCCUAUUUGAUAGGUUGCUUGCUAUAUCCCAAUAAAACAUUGCUUAUGUUUGGAUUCA
This is a messenger RNA of Prinia subflava (tawny-flanked prinia), 1916 nucleotides long. It is a transcript of the gene SAMD13, whose product is annotated as sterile alpha motif domain containing 13. The record is from RefSeq and is a predicted model, not a curated record. Bases 596 to 904 code for a protein of 102 amino acids. Gene Ontology annotation, cellular component: nucleus. Gene Ontology annotation, molecular function: chromatin binding; histone binding. Gene Ontology annotation, biological process: negative regulation of DNA-templated transcription. The transcript has 4 exons. Lineage: Eukaryota; Metazoa; Chordata; Aves; Passeriformes; Cisticolidae.